Penicillium riverlandense is the source of this 630-nucleotide messenger RNA. RefSeq lists its product as uncharacterized. The transcript has a single exon. Lineage: Eukaryota; Fungi; Ascomycota; Eurotiomycetes; Eurotiales; Aspergillaceae. The record is from RefSeq and is a predicted model, not a curated record. Bases 1 to 630 code for a protein of 209 amino acids.
AUGAGUACACCCCUCCCCGACCCGCCAAUAACAAAAACACCAACAAGACACCCAACAACCUGCCUCGCCGUCUCCACUCCCCUCCUCUCCACACUCCGACGAAUCCUGCCCCAAAAACCUCUUUUCACCCUCUCAAUCGGCAGCGGAGCAGGCCUCCUUGAAGCACUCUUAGCACAGCAUGACCAUGACCAUGACCUCUCCGCAACGAUUGCAGUGGAAGGGGUUGAGGUGGGCUCCGCUGUGAAUCGGUAUAUACCGGAGCAGGAUAUGCACGUUGUUCCUGGCGCGUGGGCUGUUUCGGGUAGGGCGUUGGCUGCGGCGGCUUGGUUGUUUGUUUAUCCUAGGGAUGUGGGGUUGGUGGCGAGGUAUUUGAAUAUCAGUCGGGGGAGGGAUGGGGAGAGGGAUCUGGAGAGUGGAAGUGGAGGUGGAGGCCGAGGUGAAGGUGAGAAUGAAGGCAACGAUCCAGCUGUGAAUGUGCAAUUGGUUGUCUGGCUUGGUCCGAGGGUCGACUGGCCAGAUUACGAGAAUGUUUUUACGAAGUCACUAUUCUCGGAGUUGGCCUUUUUGGGGGAGGCAGAAGGGCUGGCGCCGUAUGAAGUUGGGGUUGUUGCGAGGAGACGCGUGUCCUGA